AUGUCCUCCAUCAUCCGAAGGUUGUGUUUUGCGAGUCCACUUUACCCUUUAUUUUCAAUGUCUCCAAAGGGCGCUCUAGGACAGCCGUUAUCGACGAGUGGGAAAUUCCCAGUGGCAGAUGGACGGCCGUUAAUGGGAGCUUUGGCCCCGAGAGAAACAAUCGCACUUGCGACCGACUCUAUCGCUUCUGCGGUUUUCACCCCAGCAUUAAAGAGCAAUAUACCCACUUCAACAGCCUCCUUACCGACUCCGAAUGGAGCGAGCAAUACCUCGAGUCCAAUAGCACCAUCAUCAACAAACGAAUUCGCGGGAUUUCAACCCGUUGCAACCUCUACUUUAGUUCCUUUUCAGCCAGCUACUCCACAACGGGUUGGCAUCAGCACAGGCGCCAAAGCAGGAAUUGCGAUUGGCAUCUGUUUGGGGGUAGCAGUCCUUAUAGCGGUCGCGAGCUGGUUAUGCUUAAAGAAAAGGAGGAGCCUUGCGAAGCGCAGCUCUGUGGAUUCGGAAAUGAUUGACCUGAAAGGAGGUGAUUCAACAAGACAUGAACGAAAAGCACCUCAUGGCCAGGAAAUGGAUGACAAGGAGGACGAUUAUACGAUGCGGGGUCCUUAUGAUAAGUUGCCUUGA
This is a messenger RNA of Hymenoscyphus albidus, 627 nucleotides long. NCBI's taxonomy places the organism in Eukaryota, Fungi, Ascomycota, Leotiomycetes, Helotiales, Helotiaceae. The record is from the annotation of a GenBank genome assembly.